AUGAAGAACCAUACAAGGCAGAUGCAGAUAGAAUUUAUCCUUUUGGGACUGACGGAUAAUUGUCAGUUACAGAUUGUAAUUUUCUUUUUUCUACUUCUAAAUUAUGUGUUGAGUAUGAUGGGGAACUCAACCAUCAUUGCCCUCACUCUGCUGGAUUUCCGCCUCAAGACCCCAAUGUAUUUCUUCCUCCGUAAUUUCUCUUUCCUGGAAAUUUUAUUUACAACCACCUGCAUUCCCAGAUUUCUAAUCACCAUUGUAACCAGGGAAAAGACCAUUUCCUACAAUGGUUGUAUAUCUCAGUUGUUUUUUUACAUAUUCUUGGGGGUUACAGAAUUUUUCCUUCUGGCUGCUAUGGCCUAUGAUCGCUAUGUUGCUAUCUGCAAACCUUUGCAUUAUACAUCUGUCAUGAAUAACAAAGUUUGUCAUCAGCUCGUACUUAGUUCUUGGGUUAUUGGAUUCCUGGUCAUUUUUCCUCCACUGAUUUUGGGUCUUAACCUAAAUUUCUGUGCUUCAAAUAUCAUUGAUCACUUCAUUUGUGAUAUUUCUCCUGUUCUGCAACUUUCAUGCUCAGACACCCAUUUACUAGAACUAAUUGCUUUUUUCACAGCUGUGAUGACACUCAUUGUCACAUUGUUUUUAGUAAUCCUUUCUUACUGUUACAUCAUCAAGACAAUUCUAAAAUUCCCUUCAGCUCAGCAAAAGAAAAAAUCCUUUUCCACCUGUUCUUCUCACAUGGUUGUUAUCUCCAUCACUUAUGGUAGUUGUAUAUUUAUCUACAUAAAACCAGCAGCGAGUGAAAGGGUUACUUUAAGCAAAGGAGUAGCUGUGCUCAAUACUUCAGUUGCCCCUUUGUUGAACCCAUUUAUUUAUACUCUGAGGAACCAGCAAGUUAAACAAGCCUUCAGAGCUGUAUUUAGGAAGAUAUGCAACUACGAGACAUGA
This is a messenger RNA of Cynocephalus volans (Philippine flying lemur), 942 nucleotides long. RefSeq names its product olfactory receptor 6C70-like. The record is from RefSeq and is a predicted model, not a curated record. Gene Ontology annotation, molecular function: G protein-coupled receptor activity; olfactory receptor activity. NCBI's taxonomy places the organism in Eukaryota, Metazoa, Chordata, Mammalia, Dermoptera, Cynocephalidae. Gene Ontology annotation, cellular component: membrane. Gene Ontology annotation, biological process: G protein-coupled receptor signaling pathway. The transcript has 2 exons. The coding region runs from base 1 to 942 and encodes 313 amino acids.